Molecule: messenger RNA, 381 nt
Organism: Diospyros lotus (date-plum)
Lineage: Eukaryota; Viridiplantae; Streptophyta; Magnoliopsida; Ericales; Ebenaceae
Exons: 1
Coding region: 1-381 (126 amino acids)
Source: RefSeq, a predicted model, not a curated record
AUGAAGGCCGCCCAGGAUCGACAAAAGAGUUAUGCGGACAAGAGACUGCGAGACUUGGAGUUUUUGGCUGGGGAUCAUGUAUGGCUAAGAGUGAUGCCCAUGAAGGGUGUACGCCGAUUUGUGGUGUCGGGGAAGCUUAGUUCUCGCUAUAUUGGGCUAUUUGAGAUUUUAGAACGGGUUGGCACUUUGGCCUAUAGGUUAGCCUUGCCACCGCAGCUAUCCGGCAUUCAUAAUGUUUUUCAUGUGUCUGUGCUGAGGAAGUACGUGCCAGAUCCUCAGCACAUUAUUGACUAUCAAACUAUAGAGGUCGGGGAAGAUGUGGCGUACGAGGAAAUACCUGUCAGUAUCUUGGAACGGAAAGAAAAAGUGUUACGAAACUGA